GGAUUCGAAGUUCUAUCGAAGAAGACCAACAACAACACAGAGUUGAGUGCAAAACCAGAUCUUUCUCUCCUUGUCCUUCUCCAGAUCUUCCUCAGACAUAUCAAAGGAAGUGAUGUUUUCUCUAAUGCAUGGAUUGUGGACUUACAUGUUCAGCAAAACUGAGUUCCAUGUCCUCAUUCUUGGUAUCGACAAAGCUGGCAAAACGACGUUCCUGGAGAAGUUGAAAACGAUAUACUCAAUCUCAGAAGGUCUCCCACAUGAUCGGAUUGUUCCUACUGUUGGCCUUAAUAUUGGUCGUAUUGAAGUCGCCAAUGCUAAAAUCGUCUUUUGGGACCUUGGAGGUCAGCCUGGUUUGCGUUCGAUUUGGGAGAAGUAUUAUGAAGAAGCACACGCAUUGAUAUAUUUGAUCGACGCAGCUUGCCCAUCCCGCUUUGAAGACUCAAAAUCCGCUCUAGAAAAAGCACUGCGGCACGAGGAUUUGCAAGGAGCGCCUCUUUUGAUAUUGGCAAACAAGCAAGAUCUCCCAAAUGCUGUCUCAGCUGAGGAGCUAGACCGAUACCUGGAUCUAAAGAAACUAGACGAAAGGGUGUACAUGUUUGAAGCAGCUUCUGGAUAUGAUGGGCGAGGAAUCAAAGAGAGUAUAGAAUGGCUGGUGGGAGUGAUGGAGAGAAGCAAAAGAACGGAAGCAUUAAGAGCCCGUGCAGGAUAUGUUCCUGUCCCAACUUCCUAGACUUGGAAAGGAGCGCUCACAAACUCAAUUCUCAAACCAACUAAACUGUUUUCUGUGAGAAACAUUUGUAGAUAAAAAAAAAAAAAAAAAAAAAAGGAAUGGACCAGAAUCGUGCAAUGUUUUGUGUUAGCAGCAGAUCACAUGAUAAGUAGGGCUAGUAAUAUCAUUAUUAUAUUGCCUUUA
Molecule: messenger RNA, 913 nt
Organism: Brassica oleracea var. oleracea
Lineage: Eukaryota; Viridiplantae; Streptophyta; Magnoliopsida; Brassicales; Brassicaceae
Product: ADP-ribosylation factor-related protein 1-like
Exons: 7
Coding region: 113-730 (205 amino acids)
Biological process (GO): Golgi to plasma membrane protein transport; intracellular protein transport; protein localization to organelle
Cellular component (GO): Golgi apparatus
Molecular function (GO): GTP binding; GTPase activity
Source: RefSeq, a predicted model, not a curated record